AUGGCGCAGUGUUUUGAUACUUGGACUAAUCAAUAUGUCUAUUGCACUUCGAAUAGGACUGCAUACAUUGCGGUAGGAGUUAUCGUUCCGGCAUUGAUUUUUAUUCUUAUUAUCCUAAUUUUUCUUUAUCGUCGGUACAAAUUAAAAAAAUAUCAACGAGAUCAACAGAUGUAUGUCAUGAACACUAUCGUACCGAUUCACAACCAUGAUGAGCAACAACAAGCACCAUACAGCUCUACAUAUCCACCUACGUAUACAACGGUAACCGAGAAUCCUUAUGAGAAACCACCAUCGUACGAACAAACUGUUCAAGAGAUAUCAGAAGCCAAUCGCAUGGCUAAUGAUCCUGCAGCUAUUCUACCUGUUACGACCAUGACAUCAUCAGCAGCAGUACAAACAACUAAUCCAUCACGAAAUUAA
Adineta ricciae is the source of this 420-nucleotide messenger RNA. Lineage: Eukaryota; Metazoa; Rotifera; Eurotatoria; Adinetida; Adinetidae. The record is from the annotation of a GenBank genome assembly.